UAACCGCAAAAAAUACGGCACUUCUCCUCCCAUCUGUAUUUCAAAAUUAACGCGAAUAUCGUGUUCUCAAGCAAGCUGACACUCAUCUUUAAUUUAUCCGAUUCAAGAACGAAAGGAUGACAUUACGUUUCGUUCAACUUGCGAUAUGUUCACAAUACAAUGAAACCCUUCAUUGAAAGGUUUCAUUCAUUCACAAAAUGUUUCAAUCAUUCUCGCCUGGUUGAAGUUUACAAAAAAUACAAUUCAAUAUCCGACCAUCUAAGCUUGCUAUUCGGAACAAACCCGCAUAAAAUAAACAAACAAGCGUUAUUUUAACAAAGAAUGUCGCAUUUCAAUGUUAUCUUGAACUAUGUCUUUUUAAUAAGGUUUUCUUGAAUAAAUCUGCUCAGAUUGAGUUGAACCUGUCUAGGGAGGAACAUCUUAGUAAAGCACUGUUUUUYUCAAGAAACGAAGUCGCGGUAAGUGAUUUGUUGCAAUGUCAGCUUUGAGUUAAAACCUCGCCUUAGGCUGUAGGUGCURAUCGUAACUUCCUCUUUUUGGAUGGAUGGUGUGAAUUUUAUCCUCUAAUUGGCAGUUCGAACAUUGAAAAGCUGAGUAAAUUCAUACCCUCCUAGCAGUUUUUGUAAWCAUAGCAAUAUCACUUUUUGGUAAACAGUAAAAAUGGCGUUUCAGAUCCUGUAUCCAUACAUAAACCAAGACGACAACARCGUCACUGAUUACUCRGAUAACGAAGAAGAAAAGCAACCAAUCAAAAUGGACAAAGRAUUAAAAAAUAUUAGCAAKMURCACAACAACCUCCCGCACAAAGACAAGAUGUUUCGGCCCGACGCCGUCUCWAGCAUUGCCGAAGGCAUUCUGCGRGAAGAAUUAUCAGAUUUYAAGUAUAAUCCGUGGAUGUGUCGACAAAAGUCGAAAGAAUUGAGUAACAAGAUUCGCGACGCAACCAAAGAUAUGGGCUUUGYCCGGUYCAAAAUAGUUUGCACCGUGAGUAUCGGGUCGUUAGGUGACCAAGGUCUCUACAUGGCAAGUAGAUGUUUAUGGUUUAGUGUGACUGAUGGUUCUGCUACCGCUGUCUURAGGAAUUCCUCUUUGUUUGCUGUGGCCAUCGUGUUUGGAGUUUAUACAGAAUAACCAACGCCAACAAUAUCUUUUGUGUUUUCUAAGCGUUUUCACUUGUGUUAAGU
Molecule: messenger RNA, 1184 nt
Organism: Exaiptasia diaphana
Lineage: Eukaryota; Metazoa; Cnidaria; Anthozoa; Actiniaria; Aiptasiidae
Product: tctex1 domain-containing protein 2-like
Exons: 1
Coding region: 661-1131 (156 amino acids)
Biological process (GO): microtubule-based movement
Cellular component (GO): cytoplasm; cytoplasmic dynein complex
Molecular function (GO): dynein intermediate chain binding
Source: RefSeq, a predicted model, not a curated record